Molecule: messenger RNA, 1221 nt
Organism: Papaver somniferum (opium poppy)
Lineage: Eukaryota; Viridiplantae; Streptophyta; Magnoliopsida; Ranunculales; Papaveraceae
Exons: 6
Coding region: 1-1221 (406 amino acids)
Source: RefSeq, a predicted model, not a curated record
AUGCCCAGGGUAGAUGGAUCAGAAAGUGUUGUUCUUGCUCCAAAUAUUGAACUCAAUGAAGUAGUUGUUGAUGCAGUUGAACCCGAAGAAUUACACACCCGAAGAACUAGAAUAGAAGAAGACAGACCUGAAGGGAUGGAAGUUACUCCAUUAGAACGUGAUCCGGGGUUACGAAUUCCAGUAAUGCAACAUCAUGUUAAGAAGCGUGAUGAGAUCCACCAAAACACUCAGCAUUCACUAGUGAAGGUUUCAAAAGAUGGUGUUCUAGGUCACGAUGAGUCAAAAGGUUCAAUGAGUCGUGGAAAUUUUAUUAAAUUGAUUAAGUAUUCAACAUCACUUAAUGAAGAUUUGAAUGCAGUCGUCUUGGAGAAUGCCCCUGGAAAUGCCACUUAUACUUCACCCAAGAUUCAGAAACAGAUCUUGAAUAUUAUAUCUAACAGAUUUAGAAGCAAGAUUCGCGAGGAAAUUGGAAAUGCCAAAUAUUGUAUCCUUGCUGAUGAGUCGCGGGACGCUUCCAAGAAAGAGGAAAUUGUGAUUGUUUUAAGGUAUGCAGAUAUUGAUGGUUAUGUUCAAGAAAGGUUUUUUGAUAUUCAACGUGUUGACGAUACUUGUGCUUUAACUCUGAAAAAUGGAAUAACAAAAUUCUUAAUUAUUAUGAUCUUCAAGUUGAAAACAUGCGAGGGCAGGGGUAUGAUGUCGCUAGUAAUAUGCGUGUCUAUGUUAACAUCAAUUGUCAAUCUUGUUACAUCUUCUUCACAUCGGUUUGGUGAUUUUCAGUCUGCUCAAGAAGAUGAGAUUGCCAAAAGUUUGAUAGAUAAGUUCGAAGCAACCUGCACAACUAUUGACCAUAUUGGUGCAAGUGAUCCGAAAGUGACUCCUAAAGUUGGUGAAGCACAAAGUCUUCAAAAGAAAACACAAGACAUAGUAAAUGCAAUGGCUCUAGUCUCAAACACAAAAGUUUUACUUAGAGAAUUAAAAGAAGAGGGGUGGGAAAAUUUUAUUACAAAUGUUGUUGAAUUUUGUGUUGCACAUGGUGUUGAAACACCUAAUAUGGAGGCUCACUAUAUGAUGGGUACAUGUCGUUCUUGUCAACAACGUGAUAAUAUCACAGUAGAUCACAAUUAUCGUGUUGAUAUAUUUGCUGGUACAAUUGAUUUUCAGUUGCCACAGCUAGAUCAUAGGUUUCCAGAGGACACGAUUAAUGGAACUACUCAUUCUUAG